GCUCUCCUCGUGUUCAGCGCAUGUCCGGUUCCAGACCAUCCGUCGUCAUCGAAACUCCGGCCUUGGCACUCCUUGCUGCUUAAGCUUUUUUUUCUUCCGGUUGGCACCUGGCUGGCACCUGGCAAAAAACUAGCCAAACGGAAAACGAACUUUAAGCUGCCUCUCACCCCUCAUUUUUUUUUCUCUUUCCUUGUUUCUUUAAGCUUACCUACAAAAAACAUCCUCUCUUUGUUGUCUUAUCCCGCGACAUUGCCAGUGUAUUCCCGACUCAUACAGCACCAGCCACACGCACGGCCGCCAUCACCGUCCAUUUACCCGGUUCACUCCUCAAACAGGAAAUUCGGUCAUCCCUUGCGACGCCGCCUGUAACCCUGAGCUACUGCACCACCAUUACCACCUAAAUAGCUAGCUUCUACCGUCGCCUUUUUUUCUCCUUGCUAGCGUUUCGAGACGACGAACCCUUCCAUACACCACUCGCCGACGUCCCGAACUCCCCUACCAAGUCAUGAGCGAAACCACCCCAUUGCUACGUGAUAGCGCGCACGCUCACCACGCCAAUGGCCAUCAUACGCGCCAGCACGGUGGCUCGACCACGUUCCAGUUUCUUGCCGACUCGAGCUACACGCCUGGUAGAGACAGCAGCAACAUCCUCGUUCGCGCUGCCGCAGAGAUUUGGCAUGUUACCAAGGUCACCGUCCUCAGCAGCUAUGUAAACUUCCUCCUCGUCAUGGUCCCGUUGGGCAUCGUUGCUGGCAGACUCGGCUGGAGCUCCACCGCCGUCUUCACCAUCAACUUCUUUGCCAUUAUCCCUCUUGCCGCUGUCCUCUCCUUUGCUACUGAGGAAAUCUCCAUUCCCCUUGGCGAAACCAUGGGCGGCCUGCUCAAUGCCACCUUUGGCAACGCCGUCGAGCUGAUUGUCAGCAUCGUUGCGCUCAAGGAUGGCCAGAUUGAGGUUGUCCAGGCAUCCAUGCUCGGAUCGAUUCUGUCCAACCUGCUCCUUGUCAUGGGAAUGUGCUUCUUCUUCGGUGGCCUUGUCCAUCGCGGCCGCAACGGCGAGGGAACCGAGCAAGUGUUUUCUGCUGCCAUUGCCCAGACUACUUGCUCUCUAAUGACCCUGUCUUCAGCCUCCCUCAUCAUCCCCGCAGCUCUGUAUGGUGUCCUCGACCAAAGUGGCUCCAAGGGCAAGGCUGAGAGCAUCCUCACCCUGUCCCGUGGCACCGCCAUCAUCCUGCUGGUGCUCUACGCCAUGUACCUCUUCUUCCAGCUUCGAACCCACAGCAACCUUUUUGAUGCCGAGAGCCAGAACGAAGAGGGAGAGGAAGAGGAAGAGGAGCGCGAAGAGGCCCACAUGGGCCCUCUCGCUGCCGGCGUUGUCUUGGUUGUUGUUACUGUUCUGGUUGCCAUUUGCGCCGACUACCUCGUCGGCAGCAUCGAUGACAUCGUCGAGCAGGUGCACAUUAGCAAGGCAUUCAUCGGUCUGAUUCUCAUCCCCAUUGUCGGAAACGCUGCCGAGCACGUCACCGCCGUUGUUGUUGCCGUCCGCGACAAGAUGGACCUCGCCAUGAAUGUCGCCAUUGGCUCCUCCAUCCAGAUUGCUCUCGGUGUCACUCCCUUCCUCGUUAUUGUCGGCUGGAUCAUUGAUCAGCCCAUGACUCUCCGCUUCGAGACCUUCCAAACUGUUGCCUUUUCCGUCUCCGUCCUCGUCGUUACGUACGUCGUCCAAGACGGCAAGUCCAACUACCUCGAGGGCGCCAUGUGCCUCGGUCUCUACGCCAUCAUUGCUGUCGCCUUCUACAGCACCCCCAGCGAUGCCGUCGACGUCGGCGGUAUUGGCCCCCACGUUGUUUCUGCCGCAAAGGCAGCCAUUCAGUCAUCAUGACAAUCUUUCUUUCUUUUACUUUCGUAACUUCUAGUGUCUUGGCGUUUCCUGGAGUUUACCGGUGGUCUUUUGUUUCCUUAUUCUUUUUUGUAUGAAUAGUCGAAGUUGAAAACGAAUAUGUCACUGAACACAAUAUCCAAAAUACCCACAAGGUUCAAUACAAUUCAUUACCAUAAUUUCACAUUUUCC
Molecule: messenger RNA, 2068 nt
Organism: [Torrubiella] hemipterigena
Lineage: Eukaryota; Fungi; Ascomycota; Sordariomycetes; Hypocreales; Clavicipitaceae
Source: the annotation of a GenBank genome assembly